UGUCAAAUAAAGAUGAUCAGUUGAACUAGGCAGUACGCAGGCUGAAGAUUCUUCCUGUGUCUUUGGUCUUUCUUACAUACAUACUUACUAGCCAGCCUACAGUUUGAAAUGGUGGGUGAAGACACUUAUGAAUAUUGCUGUAUUCGCCUGUACGGCCGUGUGAAAAACUAAGUAAUAACAAAAACAAUGGUUUGAUGGUGGAAGCGCACGCGCCGGUGCCUCUUACCGGAGUGCCGCGAGAGGUGCCUUGACACGGUCGUGGUAGUGGUGGCAAGUGGCCAGUGAGUCGUGCGGCCUGCGGAUGCAAGCUCAGUGUGGCGUCUACCCUGCCGAGUGCUGCAGCCGCCGCGAACCGCAACAUAGUCAGCAAACGUCGAUAGUGAACAACAUUCAAAUGUCACGUGAAAAAGCAACAGUGUUUGUCGAUGCAGAACCAAAGAUAGGAGAUGAUUAUACAUACAAGAAAGAUCUCCGGACCGCCUUACCACAGUUUCUAGCUGUAAGUGCUAAAAACCUGCUUCUUUUAGGAUAUGGAAUGACACUUGGAUUCUCCACAAUUCUCAUGCCAGCCGUACAAAACCCUAAAGAUGGCGAAAUAUUACACUUGAACAAGUCAGAAAUUUCAUGGAUAAGUUCUAUCAACCUAAUUGUGGUGCCAGUUGGAUGCGCCUUAUCAGGAGUAGUGACGUCACCAAUCGGCAGACGGAGAGCAAUGCAAAUGGUUAACGUCCCUUUUUUCAUAGCCUGGUUGAUAUUUCACUAUUCAACAACUACGGGGCACUUAUACGGAGCACUGUUCUUGACGGGAUUGGCAGGCGGCCUGUUGGAAGCACCCGUUCUGACAUACGUGGCGGAAAUCACGCAGCCUCACCUGCGGGGAGCCCUGACUGCCACCAGCUCGCUUUGUAUCAUCCUCGGCGUGUUCACGCAGUUUCUCUUCGGGAUAUUCAUGUACUGGAGAACGGUGGCUUUGGUCAACAUCGCUUUUACGGUGCUUGCAGUAAUCGCGCUUUGCUUCGUGCCGGAGUCUCCACAUUGGCUGGUGUCGAAGAAACGACACGACGAUGCCAGGAAGAGCUUGCAAUGGCUUCGUGGUUGGACAACCCCUAACUCUGUGGAAAAUGAACUACGAGAUAUUCAGGCUUUAUUUAAAAGAGAAAAGAAAGAUCUCAUUGAAGUUGAUGAAACGAUGUCUGAAAAAAUGUCGCAUUACCUAAAAAGAAGCUUCCUCUUGCCAUUCUUUUUGGUGACUUUCAGCUUCUUUGUGGGCAAUUUUAGUGGCAUGACUACUUUGCAGACGUACGCGGUAAUGAUAUUCCAGAUUCUAAAGGCGCCUAUAGACAAAUACUACGCAACACUAAUAAUCGGCGUGCUGCAAAUAGUUGGAGCCGGCACGUGCGUGUUGCUGGUGCAUUACACUGGGAAACGACCCCUCACGCUGUUCUCCACUGCGGGGGCUGGGGUGUGCUGCAUCCUUGUAGCAAGUUACGAUAUAUAUAUUAAAAUGAACGGUUUUACUACAACGACAGAGUUAAAUAAUGAUACUUUGACGACAAGCAUAAACGCCACGUCGGCCGAUAUUGAAGAGGAAGAUCGAAACCCAUACUCUUGGAUGCCUAUGACGUUGCUGAUGCUUUUGGCUCUUCUUGCACACACGGGCUUGAGACUGCUGCCAUGGAUCCUCAUAGGCGAGGUCUUCAGCGCCAAGACACGUUCUGGCGGCGCGGGCGUCGCCAGUGCAGUUGGCUACUUAUUCGGGUUCCUCUCGAACAAGAUGUUCAUAAGCAUGGUUGAUACCUUGUCGAUAUGGGGCACAUAUGGCUUGUACGGCAUUGUAUGUUUUGUUGGUGUUAUCAUAUUUUAUUUUAUUUUGCCCGAAACUGAAGGCAAAAGAUUGAAUGACAUUGAAAGCCAUUACGCUGGGAGAACCAAGCUCACAAAUAAAGUAUAUAGAUCUAAGAGAAAACCUCAAAAAGAUAUGCACGAAUUGAAAGGCGCCGUAAAUCCAACAUUUGAGAGUGAUACUUCUAAAUUAUAGUCGAAUUAUAUUGUGAAUGAAGUGACUGUAGCUGCCAGUGAUUAAUAUCUAUUAUGGACAUUGCAUAAUUUAAGAUAUUACACCAGUGUCAAAUUCAUACAUAAGUCAAGCAAUCUCUUCGUGAAGAAUUUCGUUGAAGCAGUAUUCCAUCGGUUUGAAAAAUGUAUGAAAAUGUACCUAUGUCUGUUAGUUAGUAAAUAAUACAGAAAAAAAAUUCCAACAACCCUUUGGUGUGUGUAAGUUUCAACCGAUGAUUUCCACAAUUAUCAGUAACGGUCUGUUCCGUGACACGGAUGCGUAUCAGUCCAAAUCUCAGUUGAAAACGCAGCCUGACGAUCGACGCGACGGUACUAAAACUUUUCAUACAAAAAAAUAAAUAUUCUCCCGUUUUUGGUAAGCUGCCAGUAAAUGCUCAUUCCAUAUAAUUAAUAUAUUAAUUUCCCCUUAAAUAAUUGUUAUUUUCAUUUGUAGGUAAUUUGAAAUAUGCCAUAUUUAUAAUACUUAAUCAUUAACUCAAUCAUAUUUAGCGUGAAGUACCUACACAUUUCCAACAACAAUGAAUAAAAAACUGUGAUUAAUUUAUAUUGUAAUUUUAAGUUUAUGAAUAUGUUACGAUUCUUGUGAAAAUGUAAUCAAUAAUUACCGAGAAUUAUCACACUGGUUUUAUAGUCUGUUAUCACAAUAAAUUGAGUUCUAAUUGUUUAUUCCUAUUCCUAUACCCCAUCUGUAUGCUUUUUGCAUUAGAGACUGUUUGACAUUUAGCUCCAUAUAAAUUAUGCCUUUUAUCUCUAAUCGCAUAAAAAUGCAUAGACAGGUUAUAAGAAUGCACCGUAAGAGUUUCUGGCUCCAUGAAGUUCUGGCGUUUUACUCUAUAACACUUUUUACUUUUACACUCCCUAAUAUUAGUAUGAAAAUUAGUCGACAAUAGACUUUAGUUUAUAACGAGAAGGAUCCCCGUAAACAUAAGCAUUUUCGAUUCUUAAUAGGUAUGUAAUUGUAUAGUAAUAGGUCCUCGUUCAAUCUAAGCUAGACCGGAAUUUUAAAGGGAUCAAGAUUUUUUUUUAUUUAGUUCAUAUCCAUCAAAAAGUAAUUGUUAAUUAUUGAUAACCAGCCGAUAGGUAGGUAUACUUCACAAUGUUCACCUAUUUUACAUAAAUAAAUACCUACCUAUGAAUAACUUAAGUAUAGUAAAUAAUAACUAAGUUAGGUGCCUAUCGUGAUCUUUUAUAACAUAGACAAAAUGUUUAUACAGGUACAGAAAUAUAAUAUUUAAAAUCGAAA
Helicoverpa armigera (cotton bollworm) is the source of this 3319-nucleotide messenger RNA. RefSeq names its product facilitated trehalose transporter Tret1. The coding region runs from base 302 to 2038 and encodes 578 amino acids. NCBI's taxonomy places the organism in Eukaryota, Metazoa, Arthropoda, Insecta, Lepidoptera, Noctuidae. Gene Ontology annotation, cellular component: membrane. The transcript has 15 exons. Gene Ontology annotation, biological process: transmembrane transport. The record is from RefSeq and is a predicted model, not a curated record. Gene Ontology annotation, molecular function: transmembrane transporter activity.